UCCGCCUGCCCACUCAGCGGCGGCUUUUCUUUCUUCCAAUUUUCUGUCCCUUCUCUGUGUUGGACUCUCCAGUUGCCUCUCCCCUUUCCCCACACUUGGGGCUCCUUGCUUCUGGAGCUGGGGCAGCCCGCGCUCCCACCUGCCGCCUGAGCCCUGCCCCCUGCCCGGUGGAGGGGACCGCUGCCCCGCCGCCUCCAACUCCUGGAGGAAAACUUUUUGAAGCAGAACCCUAAACCAUGCCUCUGGGACAACUGCCCUUGACGCUUUUGGUGCUUAUGUUUAGGGGCACCUCAGAAACCUGUACUACACGUUGUCAUAUUAAUGCUGUUGAAGGAGAACCUUUCUUUCUGAAAUAUUGCCCAUUUUCUCCUGAGCAUGAACCAAGCACCACAAAAUGGUUCAAAAGAAAUGAGUUACAUGAACCGGUUGAGCUACACUCGAGCAGUUCACCCAGAAUUACUUUGCACGAUUAUGUCCUGGAGUUUUGGCCAGUUGAGCUGGAUGACAGUGGAUCUUACUCUUUCCAGAGGGGAAAUCAUACUCAUGAUUGGAAACUGAAUGUCAUCAGAAGAAGUAAACACAGCUGUUUUACUGAAAAACAAGUAACUAGUAAAACUGUGGAAGUUGGAAAGGCUUUGCAGGUGGACUGUAGCCAUAGUUACUAUCAAGACCUGGUCCACAGAACGGCACUGUAUAAGAACUGUGAAGAGAUAGAGAACAAUAAAAACCCAUCUUUAAAGAAGAAUGCAGAGUUUAAAGACCGGGGAUAUUACACCUGCAUGUUUUUCCUUCAUCACAAUGGAAAACUAUUUAAUGUCACCAGCACCUACAAUAUAACAAUAGUUGAAGAUCACAGUACUAUAAUUCCAGCUAUUCUUGGACCAAAGUUUAACCAGGUUGAAGUGGAAUUAGGAACAGAUGUGCAGCUCAACUGCUCUGCUUGGCUGAAUGAAAAGGAUCAUGUCUAUUGGAACUUCCGUAGAGACGAUGGGCAGGACCCAAAUGAGCAUGAAGGGGAGGAAAUAAAGAUCAGGUAUGCAGAUGUGAUGUGCGAUGGACAGCAUCGUAUAUCCUUCUUUCCAGGUCGGGGUGAUAUCCCAGGCCAUGUCUUCACGAGGGGAAUGGUCACAGCUCUUGUGAUCUCAGGGGGAAUCGUGUGCCUAGUGAUUGCGGGUGUUAUUUAUAGGAUUGACUUGGCUCUAUUUUAUAGACAUUUCAUGGGAAGAGAUGAAACAUUAACAGAUGGGAAGACAUACGACGCCUUUGUGUCCUACCUGAAGGGAUGCGGACCUGCGCACGGGGAGGAGCGCGCCUUCGCUGUGGAGGUCUUGCCCAGGGUGCUGGAGGAGCACUUUGGGUAUAAGCUAUGCAUAUUUGAGAGGGAUGUGGCACCUGGAGGAGCUGUUGUUGAUGAAAUCCAUUCACUGAUAGAGCAAAGCCGAAGACUGAUCAUUGUCCUAAGUACAAGUUACAUGUUUAACGAAGUGAGGUAUGAACUCGAAAGUGGACUCCAUGAAGCGCUGGUGGAAAGGAAAAUUAAAAUCAUCUUAAUUGAAUUUACACCCGUCAGUGACUUCACAUUCUUGCCCCAAUCACUACAGCUUCUGAAAUCUCACAGAGUUCUGAAGUGGAAGGCUGACAAAUCUCUCCCAUAUAACUCAAGGUUCUGGAAAAACCUUCUUUACCUGAUGCCUGCAAAAGCGGUCCAGCCACGCAGAGGGGAAUGCGAAGCCGAGCCCGUGCUGGCCGGGUCCUGCCCUUAGGGAAGCGAGUGGGGAGCUGCGAGCUCUGGGGGCUGAGGAAGGCGCCUGCUCCCACCGCGGGCAAGGGUGGCUCCUCCGUUUCACUCCAAGGAAAUCCCGCUCCCAGCCCCGAUGAAGCUUCACUGGCUGCCUGCCCGGAGGAGGCCGCGGGAGCGAGCUGCCCGAGGUCCCAGAAGACCCUGGGACCUACAGAAGGGGCUCUCCUGUCUCCUCCUCCACAGCUGGGCCUGCGGCUGGGGAUUAUGCAAAACGCCGCAUGCCUUUCAAAAGGGCACUGUAAGAGUUUUGAAUGCGAACCAUUGAACUAAAGGAUUUUAAGUUUAUUACUGGCAUUUCUACGAGCCAGUAGGUGACUGGACGGGCACAGUGCCGACGCCGACACUCGCACAUGAGCCACCACCUCUCAACACGGGGACAGUGCUGGGCGGGACCUGGCUGCUGCGGGCGUGGGGAGCGCGGGGCAGGGCGAGGCUCGGCCAUGCUCGAUGUGGACCCGCCACAGCUGCAGCCCGGGUUGUUGGAACCCGGCCGCCGCCCUGCGCUGGGCGUGCUUAACUGGGCCUAUUUGUAGGAACUUCUUAAAGGCAACCCAAAACAACUUUGUAUCUUUAGGGAUAAACACAGGUUUUAAUUAAAAUAGUUCUCCUGAUCUUUCCAAAUUGGUCAAAAACAUUUGUUGAUUCUACAUAAAUAUUUAUGUGCAGGAUGGGUGCCAGAUCAUAUUAGCCAUUAGGCAAUAAAGAAUGGUAGUUACUUGCUUGAUUUUUUAAAAGGUUGCAUAUCAGAUGCCGGAAGGUGGGAGCAGCAUGGCAUGGUGGUUUGGUGUGAGCUGUGCAGCCAGGAGGCGUGAGUUCAAGUCCUGGCUUUGCUGCUUACUUCUGUGAACCCUGGAGCCUUUCCUAACGGAUCUGUGCCUCAGUUUGCACAUCUGUAAAAUUAUAAUACAUGAGAACUAUACCUACUUCAGGGGCACUAAAUGAAUAAAGUCAGACUUAACAUUC
Messenger RNA from Myotis lucifugus (little brown bat), 2764 nucleotides. RefSeq names its product interleukin 18 receptor 1 (gene IL18R1). The record is from RefSeq and is a predicted model, not a curated record. The transcript has 10 exons. NCBI's taxonomy places the organism in Eukaryota, Metazoa, Chordata, Mammalia, Chiroptera, Vespertilionidae. Gene Ontology annotation, molecular function: interleukin-18 binding; interleukin-18 receptor activity. Bases 237 to 1763 code for a protein of 508 amino acids. Gene Ontology annotation, biological process: interleukin-18-mediated signaling pathway; positive regulation of type II interferon production.